Messenger RNA from Ichthyophthirius multifiliis, 276 nucleotides. Its product is annotated as trehalose-phosphatase family protein, putative. The record is from RefSeq and is a predicted model, not a curated record. The transcript is spliced from 3 exons. NCBI's taxonomy places the organism in Eukaryota, Ciliophora, Oligohymenophorea, Hymenostomatida. Gene Ontology annotation, molecular function: starch binding.
AUGACCUCUUAUUUAAAGUUUUCAGUUUAAUUUCAUACCUAAAUUAAUUAAUCAAUUAGAAUUAUAGGCAAUAUAAAAGAUCUAGGUGAAUGGGAUACAAACAAAGGCUUAUGUCUUUAAACAAAUUAAUAGAUAUAUCCUGAAUGGACACAUGAAACUUUUAUAGAAGUUCCCUUUGGAAUUCUAAUUGAAUUUAAAUGCGCAUUAUAUGAAAGAGAAUAAUUAAUAAGAUGGGAAAGAUUCGAAUAGUUCUUCUUCAGGAAGCUAGUCUUUUGA